CGAACAGUUUGCCACGGAUGGCGCCGCCAGUUUGUUCGAUCGUUGUUACCGCUGAGCAGUAAACAGUGAAAGAUUAAUUAAAAACAGGGUACCUAAUUGUUAAUACCUAACACCGGUUAACAGAGACGCAACAAGUGAUCUUACGCUAAUCAGUCGCGAUGUACGAUAAUAAUUAGUGCAGUAUUUUAUACUUUUAGUUACACUCGUAAGAACGGUCGAACCACUCCUUAUCAAAAUGUCUGCCGCGUCAUUGUUCCGUCGUGUUUGUGUUAAUCAAAUCGUCGAUUUCUUUGGUGUAAACGCAGCAGUGACCUACAAUGUGCCGAAAAGAUAUAAGUGGACGUAUAUCAAACUUCCUAAACCAGGCGUUGGCGGUAAAUCUUUCAGAAGAAUUGUUCAUUUCGAGGAUAAGUAUACGAUUAAGCCUUUGGAGGUUACAAACUUAGCAGGCAGGGAUCCUGUAACGGGAAGAGUAGUGGUCAAGGGGUACGGUGGUGGUAUCAAGCACAAAUACCAUUGGAUAUAUUGGAAAAGAGAGGGACCGACCGACUUAAACGAAAAACCCAAGGAGGAGAAGGUGUUGCGCAUAUUUAAGGACGGAUGUAGGACAGCUUUUGUAGCUCUGGUUGGCAGUGAUCGGCAGUUAAAGUAUAUCCUUGCCACACAGAACAUGAAGGAGGGUGAUAUAAUCAGGACUCACAUGGGUAUACCUAGAAACGCUGUCAGACCUAACGAAGGAGAUGCGUAUCCAUUGGGAGCACUGCCUGCUGGAACAGUAGUUAACUGCGUGGAGAAAUAUCCAGGGAUCGGUGGUAACCUUAUCCACGCUGCAGGAUCGAGCGCAGUAAUAGUCAAAAGGGAUGAGAAGGAUCCCAACCUUAUCGUUCUUAAAAUGCCCACCAAGAAACUGUUCCUCUUGAACAAAGCAUGUAUGGCAACCGUGGGCAGAUUGUCGAAUACUGAACACAGUUCAAUAAAAAUUGGUAGCGCUCAGAAAUUGAGGGAGCUUGGCUAUCGACCUAGAAGCGGUCUGUUCAAAAAGAAAACCGGUAGGUUUGGACCGAAACUGAAAAAGAAGAACAAAUACGUCCUUUGUGUUCCGGCCCCGCCAAAACAAUCGGAGAAACUUCUUUUGAAUAAUUCGGAGCUGAACUAGCGAAGACAAACGCGAACGCAUGUAGAAUAAAUGGUU
This is a messenger RNA of Nomia melanderi (Alkali bee), 1192 nucleotides long. It is a transcript of the gene mRpL2, whose product is annotated as mitochondrial ribosomal protein L2. Gene Ontology annotation, cellular component: ribosome; mitochondrial large ribosomal subunit. Gene Ontology annotation, molecular function: RNA binding; structural constituent of ribosome. Gene Ontology annotation, biological process: mitochondrial translation. NCBI's taxonomy places the organism in Eukaryota, Metazoa, Arthropoda, Insecta, Hymenoptera, Halictidae. The record is from RefSeq and is a predicted model, not a curated record.